AUGAGAAAUCAACUAGAGAUCCUGAGGAAAUAGUAACAAAAGUUGCUAAUGCAAAUGAGAAUUCAAUUUCAGAUAUAAUUUUUAAUUGCAAAAAAAAUUAAUGCAAUAGUUGAUCACUUUAAAGAGAAUUACACAAAUGAACAACGGAGAGAAGUAUAUGAAAAGCCUAUGCAUUUGCUAUUCCAUUUGAUUUUUGGACAUAAGCCAGAAUACGCUAGCGAUCUUAUGGAGCCAUUAUAUGAAGAUAUAAUUGGACAACUAUCACCAUUUUCAGAAUUCCCUUGCUCUCCUAUUUAAUUCGCAAGAUUGUUUUGA
Messenger RNA from Paramecium tetraurelia, 315 nucleotides. RefSeq lists its product as uncharacterized. NCBI's taxonomy places the organism in Eukaryota, Ciliophora, Oligohymenophorea, Peniculida, Parameciidae. The transcript is spliced from 2 exons. The record is from RefSeq and is a predicted model, not a curated record.